This is a messenger RNA of Loa loa (African eye worm), 180 nucleotides long. RefSeq lists its product as hypothetical. Lineage: Eukaryota; Metazoa; Nematoda; Chromadorea; Rhabditida; Onchocercidae. The transcript has a single exon. The record is from RefSeq and is a predicted model, not a curated record. Bases 1 to 180 code for a protein of 59 amino acids.
AUGGAUGCAUUAAUAUUGAAUGCUGGACAUUCGCAACUGGAAGAACAACUAAAAAUCGCAGCAGCUUGCGGUGUCGCAGAACGACAGCAUAGAUCCAAAUCCAACGAUAUUACCGCGGUGAUUGCAACGGAAGAUAGCGAUGCGAUGACAGCAAUGGAAGACAACAGUGAAGGUUUGUGA